CCUAGGAUUCACUUUCAUGCAGAUCAUGAUAGAUCGACAGGUGAAGGUGUUCAGCCACAAGAGUAUGUUUUAAUCAAAAUGGAGGCAGUUCCUCCUUUCCCUUCGCAGUUGAAGGUCUUGGAAGGUAGAAAGGUGUACUUGGCAGCUGCUACUUUGAGACCUGAGACGAUGUACGGGCAAACAAACUGUUGGGUACUGCCAGAUGGGAAGUAUGGAGCCUUUGAGAUUAAUGAGACUGAUGUUUUCAUUAUCACGCAGAGGGCUGCACUUAACCUGGCAUAUCAGAAACUAUCAAGGGUUCCAGAGAAGCCAACUUGCUUGCUUGAGCUGACAGGUCAUGAUCUCAUUGGUUUGCCCUUGAAGUCACCUCUUGCUUUCAAUGAAGCCAUAUACUCACUUCCCAUGCUUACUAUCUUGACGGAUAAGGGAACAGGAAUUGUGACCAGUGUGCCCAGUGAUUCACCCGAUGACUAUAUGGCAUUGCAAGAUUUGAAGUCAAAACCAGCUUUAAGAUCAAAGUUUGGGGUAAAGGAUGAGUGGGUCUUUCCUUUUGAGGUUAUGCCAAUCAUUAAUAUUCCAGAGUUUGGAGAUAUCUGUGCAGAGAAAGUGUGUACUGAUCUCAAGAUUAAGAGUCAGAAUGACAAAGAUAAGUUUGCAGAGGCAAAAAGGUUGACCUAUUUGAAAGGCUUAACUGAUGGUACAAUGCUGGUAGGGGAGUUUAGUGGGAAUAAAGUUCAGGAAGCAAAGCCUUUGAUAAGGAACAAACUUUUGGAGAGCGGCAAGGCAGUACUGUACAGUGAGCCUGAGAAGAAAGUUAUGUCAAGAUCAGGUGAUGAGUGUGUCGUUGCACUUACAGAUCAGUGGUAUAUUACUUACGGUGAGGUGGAAUGGAAGAAAAAAGCAGAGGACUGUUUUACCAACAUGAAGCUAUAUAGUGAAGAAACACGGCACGGUUUUGAGCAUACAUUGAGCUGGCUGAACCAGUGGGCAUGCUCACGGUCAUUCGGACUUGGCACCCGUAUUCCAUGGGAUGAGCAGUUUCUUGUUGAAUCACUUUCUGAUUCAACCCUUUACAUGGCAUACUAUACCAUAGCUCAUAUUUUGCAAAGUGGUGAUAUUUAUGGGUCGGAUACUUCUUCGGUAAAGCCAGAACAAAUGACAGAUGAAGUGUGGGACUAUGUCUUUGGUGGAGGGCCCGUCCCCAAAACAGACAUUCCUUCGUCUCUCCUUAACAAAAUGAAGCAGGAGUUUGACUAUUGGUAUCCAUUUGAUCUCCGUGUAUCUGGCAAGGAUCUUAUACAAAACCACCUUACAUUUUGCAUCUAUAACCACACUGCUCUUCUGCCAAAACAUCAGUGGCCUCGUGGUUUUCGAUGCAACGGGCAUCUUAUGCUGAAUUCUGAGAAGAUGUCCAAAUCCACUGGAAACUUUCGAACCAUGCGCCAGGCCAUAGAGGAAUUCUCCUCUGAUGCCACUAGAUUUGCUCUUGCAGAUGCUGGGGUUGGAAUGGAUGAUGCAAAUUUUGUCUUUGAAACUGCAAAUGCUGCAAUUUUGAGGCUUACCAAGGAAAUUGCUUGGAUGGAAGAAGUUUUGGCUGCAGAGUCCUCUUUGCGAGCUGGCCUCCCAACUACUUACGCUGAUUGUGUGUUUGCAAAUGAAAUAAACAUUGCCAUUAGAUCAAGUGAACAGCACUAUAAUGAAUUCAUGUUCAGAGAUGCCCUCAAGGCAGGAUUUUAUGAUCUGCAGGCUGCCAGAGAUGAAUAUAGGUUUUCUUGUGGAGCAGGAGGAAUGAACUGUGAUUUGUUGUUGAGGUCUAUGGAUGUUCAAACAAGACUUAUAACUCCUAUUUGCCCGCACUAUGCGGAGCAUGUAUGGAAGAAUAUCUUGAAGAAGGAUGGCUUUGUAGUGAAUGCUGGUUGGCCAAUGGCAGAUGCCCCUGAUCUUAUUCUCAGAAGAGCUAACAAGUAUCUGCAGGAUUCAAUAGUUUUGAUGAGAAAGUUGCUUCAGAAGCAAGUAUCUGGCCCUAAGAAGGCUAAAAAGGGUGCUCCUGUUACUCCGACAGAGGAAAACAAGUUCACAGUAGGUCUUAUAUAUGUGAAUGAGCAAUAUGAUGGUUGGAAAAAAGAAUGCCUUAGGAUACUUCAAUCCAACUUUGACAGUGCUAAAGGUUCCUUUGCACCUGACCAAGAGAUACAUGAGGCAUUAAAAGGAAGCAUUAUUGGGCAGGAUGCAAACUUUAAGCACAUACUGAAACUCUGCAUGCCUUUCCUAAAGUUUAAGAAGGAUGAGGUGCUCUCAGUUGGUCUUCAGGCUCUAGAUUUGAAGCUGCCGUUUGGUGAAAUUGAUGUUCUCCAGGAGAACUCUGAUUUAAUAAAGCGGCAGCUGGGUCUUGAGCAUGUCGAAGUUUUGUCUUCUUCUGAUGAUGCUGCUCGUAGUAAAGCUGGCCCACACAUCUCAUUGCUAACUCAGAAUCCCCCAUCACCUGGUAAUCCGGUUGCUGUCUUCUUAAGCAAGUCAGAAUUUUCUACAGUUGGUAUUCAGAAUGGAGCUUAAGUAUACUCCGGAGCAAGCAGCUUGUUGUUUGGAGACUUUUAGAGUUGCAGGUAAGGCAGUGCCAAGUCCCAGCUUUUUCAACUGCUGAGCAAUAUUUAAGCUUUUGAUUGCUAGGAUAGUCUUUUUUGAGUAGAAGCAUUCCUGAGGUACUACCUACAAGCCACCUUGCACCCGCUUGUACUAUGUUUUCUUCCUUGGUCUUUUUCUUUGUCUUUUUUUUGGCCUUCAAAAUUUUCUUUUUCUUCUAACAUCUUCUGGAUGAUGUAUAAAUAUUCAGAAUAAA
Messenger RNA from Phoenix dactylifera (date palm), 2836 nucleotides. The record is from RefSeq and is a predicted model, not a curated record. NCBI's taxonomy places the organism in Eukaryota, Viridiplantae, Streptophyta, Magnoliopsida, Arecales, Arecaceae.